Messenger RNA from Vigna angularis (adzuki bean), 910 nucleotides. RefSeq lists its product as uncharacterized. The record is from RefSeq and is a predicted model, not a curated record. The transcript is spliced from 4 exons. The coding region runs from base 196 to 891 and encodes 231 amino acids. NCBI's taxonomy places the organism in Eukaryota, Viridiplantae, Streptophyta, Magnoliopsida, Fabales, Fabaceae.
UUUCAUUUUAAUGCAUUAUACCAACAAAUUCCUUCGCUCUGUCUCCCCAGUAUCAAUUCAUAUCGGCACUGGCAGGAAAGUGAAUAAUUUUCAACGUUUUGUUGAGGACGAAACAUUGUUAUUCACCCAAAAACACAAAGGAAAAGAGAAAUGUGUGGUGUUAAGAAGAGAGGUUUCAAGGGUGAGUGAGUGAGCAUGGAGGAGUUUUCAGGGAGGGGAGAGUUAAGGAGAAUGCAGAGGGAGCAAGAGAGAGAGAGGAGGCGCAUCCGUGACAGACAGAGGAGACAAUCAAUGACUCAAGAACAAAGGGAGAGACAUCUUGCAAGACGCAGGAGAAACUACCAACUCAGAAGACAAAGAGCAGCAAAUGCUCAUCUUCCAUACUCUUCUUUUCCUCAAUUUCAACCUCCAGAAUCAAGUGCUGGUGAAGCCAGCACCAGUGAUGAGCUUCAGGGUUUGCCUUCUCCAACCUUUGCAGAAUAUGGAAUCUUUCCUCAAGUCAUUGGUUUCCCUCAUCACCACCUCAACCUAGGACAACAAAUGCUAAACAUGGGAACCAAAGUGGUUCAAGGGUCAUCGGUCCCCUUGGAAACUUUACUUUGUAAACCAGCCAAUUCACCAAAGCGGAUGCGACUAAAUCAUGUCAGAGGUCUUGCACGAAACCUGACACACUCCAUUGUUAAUCCUCCUUGUAUUCGUUUGGUUGCAUCAGAAUUAAUACCUAAGGAACAUCAAGAUGUAUCAGUUGGUAGCACAGUAAAAUCAUUGCGUUUGAAUUGUGUGAAGCGUCUUGCCCGAUCAAAAAAUUCUUUUUAUGAGGAGACUGCAUAUGAGAAUGACCUUAAAUUUCCAGCAGGAGGGUUCAGUUACUUGCUAGCAAGAACUUCAUAGUCUUUAUUUAACUCACUGA